AUGCCAAUGUCUUCACUCAGCUUCAUAGCUUAUCUCUUAUCUGCUUUCUCUUGUGCUGUUCUGUCUGCGCUCUUUCUUACCAACCAUAUCCAUGAUGGUCAUAAAGCAAAUUUGUUAGCAUCCCGUGUCUCUGGAACACUUCAAGUUUGGCCCGAUUUGAAGCCAAGUUGGAGACUUGUAUUGGCUACGGUUGUUGGGUUUCUUGGAUCAGCAUGUGGAACCGUUGGUGGCGUUGGAGGAGGAGGCAUUUUUGUUCCUAUGCUCAAUCUGCUUCUUGGCUUUGAUACUAAGUCUGCUGCUGCUCUUUCUAAAUGUAUGAUUAUGGGAGCAUCAGCAUCAUCGGUUUGGUACAAUGUGAGAGUUCCCCAUCCAACUAAAGAGGUGCCUAUAUUAGACUAUGAUCUGGCGCUUCUGUUUCAGCCUAUGCUCAUGCUUGGAAUCACAGUUGGUGUUGCUCUCAGUGUUGUCUUCCCCUACUGGCUUAUUACUGUUCUCAUCAUCAUUCUUUUCGUAGGGACUUCUUCAAGGUCUUUCUUCAAAGGAAUGGAGAUGUGGAGGGAAGAGACUAUUCUCAAGAAAGAAAAGACCAAGCAACGAGCGACUUUGAUUAAUUCCCAUGAUGAAGAUAAGACAGUUAGAAUCGACACAAAAUAUGAGCCUUUGAUUCCUAAAGAAGAGAAGUCAACUAUAGAAAUUUUAUGUCUCAACCUUAGGUGGAAAAGGAUUCUAGCACUGAUUUUGGUGUGGGCUGGUUUCCUAUUAGUUCAAAUCAUCAAGAAUGAUGUAGAGACCUGCAGUAUAUGGUAUUGGGUGCUUUUCGGUUUGCAGUUUCCAAUUGCACUUUUGGUGUUUGGCUAUGAAGCAGUGAAGUUGUACAAGGAGCACAAAAGGAGGAUGAUCACAGGGAACAUGGAAUGCAUCUGUGGAGCUUCUAUAGAAUGGACUGCUAUGAACCUAGCAUUUUGUGCAUUGUGUGGCAUUGUAGGGGGAAUUGUGGGAGGCCUACUUGGUUCUGGAGGUGGAUUUGUUUUGGGACCUCUUCUUCUAGAGAUUGGUGUCAUUCCUCAGGUUGCUAGUGCAACAGCAACAUUUGUGAUGAUGUUUUCCUCAUCUCUGUCUGUGGUUGAAUUCUACCUGCUCAAGAGGUUUCCCAUUCCUUAUGCAUUAUACCUCACCUCAGUUUGUAUUUUGGCUGGCUUCUGGGGACAGUUCUUUGUAAGAAGAUUUGUUGCAUUUCUUGGGAGAGCAUCAAUCAUUGUAUACAUCCUCUCAGGUGUCAUAUUUGCUAGUGCUCUCACCAUGGGUGUGGUUGGCAUUGAAAACAGCAUCCAAAUGAUAAACAACCACGAGUUCAUGGGAUUCUUAGGCUUCUGUUCCAGCCAGUGA
This is a messenger RNA of Sphenostylis stenocarpa, 1386 nucleotides long. NCBI's taxonomy places the organism in Eukaryota, Viridiplantae, Streptophyta, Magnoliopsida, Fabales, Fabaceae. The record is from the annotation of a GenBank genome assembly.